Messenger RNA from Salarias fasciatus (jewelled blenny), 1659 nucleotides. RefSeq names its product thioredoxin domain containing 15 (gene txndc15). Gene Ontology annotation, biological process: cilium assembly. The record is from RefSeq and is a predicted model, not a curated record. Bases 75 to 1133 code for a protein of 352 amino acids. Gene Ontology annotation, cellular component: cilium. The transcript is spliced from 6 exons. Lineage: Eukaryota; Metazoa; Chordata; Actinopteri; Blenniiformes; Blenniidae.
GGACAGAAUCAACCAGCACAUCUCACCAUGCUGUGACCAGCUCUAAUAUUUCUCUCGUUAAUUAAAAAUAAAACAUGACGAGGAUCGUGCAUAAAUUCCACCUUCCGUUCGCUUUAGUAUUUCUGCUACAUUAUAGUGAUUUGUGGAGGUUUUCGUGCGUUUCUGCUCGAGAAAAUGAUGAAUCCACAGAUGUCAUUAUUUUGGAGGACACCGUGUCUGACUUGGAGAACAGCCCAAAGUUUGUGGACUCGGAGGACUUGGACUCUCGGCCGAAGCGACAGUUCAAGACCGCUGAGAUUGCGGAUGCGGUGAUGGGAACGGAAACCCCCAUCGAUCCGUCUGACAUCGAAUCCCUCUUCCCCAAGAAUGUGAAAGACUAUCUGUCCAGCUUCUCGCCGCUCUGUAAUGAAAACGGCGAGCGGUGCGGCUCGCCUGCUGCGGCCGAUGACGGCGAAUCGCAGGAGGAGAGUGACGCCGAAGCAUCGCAGCAGGUCACUCUGGACAUCGUGCAUGCAGACUCUGCGGGAACAGAAGAGGCGAACGCCACAGAGACCGCCAAGACGUUUAAGGUGAACUGCGACCGGAGGAACAUCACAGGGAUGGACAACUUCACCGUGCAGGUCCUGAACGCCUCACAGGACCUCAUGGAGUUCCUCAACGCCAACAGCACAGAGUGCUCAGUGGUGCUGUUCUUCACUGCCUGGUGCCAGUUCUCCGCCAGCCUGGCUCCUCAUUUCAACGCCCUGCCGCGGGUGUUUCCCAGCAUGCAUUUCCUCGCACUGGACGCCUCACAGCACAGCAGUAGCCUCUCCACCAGGUUCGGCACGGUGGCGGUGCCGAACAUCCUGCUGUUCCAGGGCGCCAAACCCAUGGCUCGCUUCAACCACACCGACAGGACGCUGGAGACGCUCACCUCCUUCAUCUCCAACCAGACAGGAUUUGAAGCUAACGGUGACAGGAGCGUGACGGAGGCAGACCUCCUGGGGCCGCUCCCCAGCGUCCCUGUGAAGGGCGUCGACUGGCUGCUGGUCUUCUCCAUCCUCUUCAUCACCGGCUUCACUCUUUACGCCAUCCUGCGGACAGACAGCAUCCGCUGGCUCAUACCUGGACAGGAGCAUGAGCAUCAGGACUGAAGACACAGCAGCGACAAACCCCUUUCCGAAAGCGUUGGGAUGUAAAUUAUUAAAAAACACAAAAAAAACAAGGAUGUAACAACAUGCAGUACUCAUUAACCCAUGGUUUCUUUCUUUACAACAGAAAUUGGAUAAAUUCUCAGUUGUUGAAAAUAAAACAUCUCAGCUCGUUUUGAAUUUAAUGACAUCAAAAUAGAUAAGUUGGGACGUAGUUGUUUAACUUUGUGUAGAUGAGAUUUUACAUCAGUCUGUAAAAUGAGCAUUGGUUUGUAAGAAAAAUGUUGCUCCUUCCAUCUGUUGUACAGAUGUGCCUCUCCCAUUCAUUUCAGAGUGUGCUUCAUCAAGUAGUUCCAUGUUUUACUUUCACUUUAUGAGUGUUCGUCCAUUUUCUAUCAAGCAUAAAAUAUGGGUCUGUGAAAACUGCAUGCUGUUUAUACUGUAGAGAUGUUUCUGUCUCUUUUGGAAAUCGGGGUGUUUGAAUUAAUUUAAAGAUGUGAUUUUUUUAAAUAAAGAUUGUAACCAUUUA